GUUCAGCUUCGCAAGUGGGGCAGGGUUGAUAGUCGGAGAGACGUUGAAGGCGCCAGAGCGCAUAGUUGAAAUGCCUGAGCAUGUUCGGAAGCUCUUUGACGUUCCUGUUUUGAGUCACUGCUGCACACGGGAUCUUCAUGCACCACGGAAUCCGGUCGUGUUCUCCGUGUAUGCGCAGGCGGUAUUCAAUUUAGCAGUGAUGCUUCUUCUAGAUCCAUAUUUCCAGGAUCCGACCGCGAGUCCCACGACAUGCGAAACCCCCUGCUUGGUGCAGAAGAUCAGAACUCUCCCCACAGUAAAUGUCGUUUCGCAGUACACCUACGCGUGGAUUUUCCGAGGCGAGACGAUCUUGACGCACACCGUAGAACCGGAAGGAACAAGCGCUGUCUUUCAGGUAGAUGACACACCGGCGGAAGUUGGGUGUGCAGCCGACAAGCAGAGCAAGGUGUGCAAGAAUUACAGGCGCGACGAAUGCAAAUCCCCGUCGCCGUUUUCGCUUAUAUGUGUCGUCGGUUCCCAACUUGCAGCUACGUCUGGGGACAUGGCCUCGUCGGGGCCAGGAUCGGUGUCAUCAAUUUGGACAAGCGACCUUCUCUGUCCGAUCCUAAGUGCGGCCAGGACAUUUUCUGAAGCCGAGGCAGUGCGCAUUGCGGCCGACCGAGGGUCCGACGUAGCAAACAAUUCAGUUGGUGGGUGUAGCAACAAUGCCACAGCUCACGCAACAACAACCGAAUCGGCAGGCUGCUCAACUUUUCCCUAUAACGUAGCAGCCCCUAGUUCCCUCAAAUGCGCUACUUCUACUGGCAGGGCGACAAUAUUAGUUGAGAUGAAAGCAGCACAAGAAUCUUCAAACGGCUGCGAUAAGAAAGAGGAGCCUUCUCAUAGUUGCGUCAGCGUCGAAAGUGAUGAUGGCAUCCUUGACGAAGAGGAGUUUGAUGCUGCUCCUAGUACUCAAGAGCUAAGUUCUGAUCUCGACAUCACUCGGGAAGAACCGAAUUUCCAUGGAGGUCCCGCACCAAAUGUCGCAGGCGAAUUGGAGUGCGACCGACAGGCGCGAUGGACGAACGUUUUGGCUCAGCUUGAAACUGCGUUGUUGCGCGUGGUGCCUUUGACACGAGAAAGUGGAUUACCGAACAGCCCGGACAAACUUCAAAAACAUACUUUAAGUGCCAAUUCUGCUGGGCCGUCUGUUACUUCUACGAAAGUGACAACCCCUCUAGUCCGAAUCGUGACGCGGCCGGCGAGACAGAGCGUCAAUGUUUUCGCGCGGCCACUUCGCGAGGCUAUUCGUUCGGACUGGAAUCCAGAGUUUGCAACUUGGCUAAGUGGGGUCCAAAAUCAGCUUGCGGCAUUGCUCGAUAGAAGACACGCACACAUACCGUCUAGGAUAGCGGAAGCAGGGCUUGUGCACCCGCUAGUCAACUGCAGCGCAUCAUUGUUCGAAUUAGGCUCGAGCGAUAGCGCAAGCAAGGUGUGUAAUGCUGCUACCGGAAUCGCUCCACCGUCAGCUAAGGAGGAGAACAUUAUCGCGGACGACGCCGGAGGAGGUGGCGAGUCGUUUAACCGCAGAGCAUCGUCCUCCGGUCAUUCGCGAGACGCACCGAAAAAGCGAGAUGCGUAUGACAGCAUAGUACAGAGUACCGAGGACGGCAUCAAUGAAGAAAGAGAAGAUUCUAGCAGUGAGGGAUUGACGGCAACCGCAACGACACUGACAAGCACAGGCUUACCAGCAGACGAUGCCUGCUCUGGUUCGACUGAGGGUCCACAAUUUUGCAAGUUUCUGCUACCAAAAACCACCAGAGACGGCGAGACGUCCAAGACAGUAGAGAAGAAAAAGAAGAGAAGCACAACGACAGCCAAACAAACUCAGCGGAGAAGUUCCACAUUUUCUAGUACCAGCAAAACAACCUCGCCGGGUGUCGACAACAACGAAAAGCUUGCUUCUACUUCUAUAAGUUCAUCGCGUAGAAGUGAUGACAUGUUUUCUACCACGCCUCCCGUGGACGAAUCUGUGACGGACGGAUCGAAGGACUUCCGAUGUUGCCACAAAUGCCACCAUUGCCACGGAGGUGAAAGCUCCGUCAAAGCAAGUGGUCGACACAGGAGUUGCAACAAGGAUGCAGUCCGCGAAUACUGACACCGCGACUUCGCUUUCUUCUCAUAGAGAGAAUGAUACGAUCGCAAGGAGAACUGCGUCCGAAGUGAAACAAGACAAUAUCAGCUCCGGAGUUGCACCCAAGAAGAGACCAAAGGCAGACACGAUUAUUCCGGGGAGCUGGACGGCGCUCUUUUCCAAAUGACCAUGACUCGCUUUCCGCAGUGUACUAAACAAACUUUUUUCCUCGAGAAGUAACGACAUGCUCUAAUCUUAUCUAUCGACUCAUCAGUACCAUUUUCAUUAAAACUAGUUACCCGUAUUCAACCAAGGUAUCCGAGUAUUUUACGUAGCUGUGACAGAUUUUUUCAUCCAUGAUUUCCUCACAGAUACAUAGUCUUUCCUAACAUCUUCUGCAACUCAAUUCAUGGAAUAAUCGGGCUCGGGUUUAUUCUACAUACAUACAAGACAUGUUGUAAUGAAGAAGCCACUCCACAUGUACAAGGGUGCUGUUGCAACGAAGCAAUAGCAAGCAUUAUGUGGUAAAUUCUUUCGGAAUUAUGUAUCCGGAAUUGAAAAUUAUAAUCUCGCGACGCUUCAUGGCGAAAUGAAUCCUUUGUAAACAUCUGCAGCAAGUAACAUUUUUGAGAAUAUACUAGUACUUGGUUUUUGAUGAGAAGCAAGAAGGAUAAAGCACAUUUUCUGAUUCAGGAUUAAUUAACGGUUCUUGUACAACAACAUAAAGACCGACACGGGCUCUUCGAGGGUACUGCAAUUUCAAUCGUUCUCUUUGGAAAUGUCACAUCAAAUGACAAAUAGGUUUUACUUAUUAGGAGGACUACUUAGCCUGGUGUGAAGCAAGGACUUUCGAAGAAAUUAUGAUUUCUUCUUCGGGAUACGGAUAGGUGGCUUUAGCGUUGUUUUUUGUCGAUUAUGGUUUUCUAUGCCACAAGUAGUUUGUCUAGGUGUAUGUGCGUCAUUCUGACGGCAUUUAUGUAGACUAAAACCCUAAAAAAAAAAUGUAAUUUGGAUGAUCUUAUAAAUAAGGGGGUAAAUAAUUGGUUGAAAGGGUGGCAGCAUAUAGUCCUAACGCAAAAAAAAAAAAAAAACCUACGGUCGUCAGGCAAGACGAUAUCAGGGGCACACACAUGACAUUAUGUGGCCGUGUGUGUCCGGCCGGAUGCAUUCGGGAUAGAUCCCAUACUGUAUUCAAGUUUGACACUUUCUUCGUUUGGACACUUCUCAAGGACGAAAAGAAUGCGACAUUCGUAUCCUCCUGCCGGACAGUCGAGGACCGAGCAGUUGCUUUGUAUUUUCGAGCACAUGCUGAUGGUGUUGUGAAUGAGACAAUUCAGAAAAACCUGGCGAAAUUCAUAUCUUGAGUCGUUGUUUUGGGUCUGGUAAGAUUUUAUUCGAGUUUCUCUGUACAUUCGUGAUUCGUUAGUUUUUUACGUGUGAUGAUUUCUAUGCGACUUCCCGUAGUUUUUUUCCUUUGCGCUCGUAAUUGAUGAGUAUUGAGGUUGACAGUUUGUAUUGCCAAAGAUUUUUAUGGAUGCUCAUUGCUUUUUGGAGUUGUCGAUUACAAGUCUAUUGGGUUUCUGUUGUCCUACAUGCUGACAAGACAAACCAGGAUGGAGAUUGUGAACGCCAUUAAGGAACGAGGAGUCUGCGAUCCCAUUUCGAUUUCGGAGAGGCAAAUCGGAUGCGUGAUGUUGUUUCUGCUUGUGACAAGGGAAAUCAGAAGUUAUCGUGAUUUCUACGUAGGUGCGCAGGAGGCC
Molecule: messenger RNA, 3873 nt
Organism: Amoebophrya sp. A25
Lineage: Eukaryota; Dinophyceae; Syndiniales; Amoebophryaceae
Source: the annotation of a GenBank genome assembly